AAAUCAUUCACUUGCAUCCUCCGGCAUCGUCUAGAUUCGUUGCUGAACAUCUCAGGCUCUCAGCUACAUUGUACGUCAGAGCCCAGAGGAAGGCUAGCGAACGUAUGCCGGCCCAUGCCCUGGAGACCUCUACCCGUCUGCACUGCCAGUAUAAAUCAGCAAGCGCGCAGCAUCAGUCAUCUCAAGCCUCCACUACCCCUCCAAAAUUUAUCGCUCCCUAGAUUGGCUGUACAUCCAUCCCGUGCCUACACCACCGGCAAGUCUCUUCUACAAAAAUCGCUCCGUCAACCCUGUCUGCCAUCUUCAAGGCAUUUUCAUAACACUACAUCACUCGAAACAGCAAAAACCAUGACCGACACAAACGUCGAGGCUGCCAAACGCGCGGCUGCACAGCAGGCCGUAGCGGACCACUUUGAUCCGGCGGCAACCCAUGUUGGAAUUGGAUCCGGCACCACCAUUGUCUACGUCGUCGAGGCUAUCAAGCAACGGUCGACCAACCCCAACAUUCUCUUCGUCCCUACCGGCUUCCAAUCGCGCCAACUGGUCGUCAAUGCCGGACUCACUGCCAUCUCCUUUGACAGCCUCCCCGACCACGUCAUGCUCGACGUAGCAUUUGACGGCGCCGAUGAAGUCGACGCAGAGCUCAACUGCAUAAAGGGAGGAGGCGCGUGUCUGUUCCAGGAGAAGCUAGUCGCUGAGCGCGCCAGAAAAUUUGUUUGUGUCGCAGACUACAGAAAAAGACAGGACCGCCUCUUGACAAACUGGCCCACCAUCCCUAUCGAGGUCGCCCCCCUGUCUCAGCUCAAGGUCGCCGGCGCGCUGAGGAUGCUGGGAUCAACAGGCCCCAAACUAAGGACGACGCUACUGGAGAAGUCAGGGCCCCUGAAGACGGACCAGGAUUUUUACAUUAUUGAUGCGCCUUUUCCCCCAUUGCUUACAUCCGCGGAUGUAGCAGCGGGUAAAGGAAAGGGUGACGGUACGGACGGUACGUGGGAGGUCAACACCCUGAGCAGGGCUAUCAAGGGUCUUACUGGUGUCCUCGAGGUUGGCAUUUUCUCGGGCCUAAAUGGCAUCGAUGCACAGGCGCUACGUGAGCAGGACCAAAGCACAAAGACUGUCCGCGGCGGCCAGAAGCCCGUCGCCGUCUACUUUGGCAUGCAAGACGGAAGCAUCAAGGUGCGCACUAUCGAGGGCGAGACAUAAAAAACAGAGCUGAGCGCGGAGAAUUCUGGCCAAACACUAAGCCAGGUGGUAAAACAACGGCCGAAAUCUACACAGCAAAUACAUUUCUGUUCUUCCUU
Messenger RNA from Bipolaris maydis ATCC 48331, 1301 nucleotides. RefSeq lists its product as uncharacterized. Gene Ontology annotation, cellular component: intracellular membrane-bounded organelle. The record is from RefSeq and is a predicted model, not a curated record. Gene Ontology annotation, biological process: pentose-phosphate shunt, non-oxidative branch; D-ribose metabolic process. NCBI's taxonomy places the organism in Eukaryota, Fungi, Ascomycota, Dothideomycetes, Pleosporales, Pleosporaceae. Gene Ontology annotation, molecular function: ribose-5-phosphate isomerase activity.